UUAUUUGCUAAAGUUCUUCUACAAACCAACAUUGCUAAUGCAUUAUCAAUAAUAAGAGCCAAUGUUUUAUCUAUAAGAUUAAAUUUUACAAGAACAUUAUUAAUAGCAGUUGCAAUAUUUACUCCUUUCUAUAAAGAGAAUAGUUUGGUUGAUAAAACUGUAUCUGUUUCUGAUACUACUUCUAAAAUUGAAGAUGAUGUAAUAUUUAUUUCUAAUAUUAAAGAUGAUAAAACCAUAUUGUCUUCUGAUGAGAAAGGUGAUAAACUAGUAACUAUUUCUAAUAUUGGAGAUAGUGAACAAGAUGCAAGUAUUAAACUAUUAGAAAUCU
Cetraspora pellucida is the source of this 328-nucleotide messenger RNA. The record is from the annotation of a GenBank genome assembly. NCBI's taxonomy places the organism in Eukaryota, Fungi, Glomeromycota, Glomeromycetes, Diversisporales, Gigasporaceae.